Messenger RNA from Oikopleura dioica, 693 nucleotides. Lineage: Eukaryota; Metazoa; Chordata; Appendicularia; Copelata; Oikopleuridae. The record is from the annotation of a GenBank genome assembly.
AUGACCGAAAAUGCAACCGAAACAACAGAAACAACAGAAAUGAUGGUUGAAACAACUGAAGGCUUUACCACGGAACCAGCGCUUUUCUACCAUGCAGCGUAUUCUGGAAUCAGGAAUAUGGCGCACAGUCAAUUCAUUAUCUCAAAAUUUAGCGGAGAUAAAGCUUGGCUUUCAGUGGCUGCCAGUGGCAAUAAAGGCCCAUUUUAUUGGACAUCAGGAAGUCCGAUUACUUUAUCAGAAAACCCUGCUGACGCGGAAAUUUUUAUCAUUAAAAAUGAGGAUAACGAAUUGAAAAUCAUGCUUGCAAGCGACACAGAAAAAUGCGUUGAUGAAAGUGGUGACAAGCCAGUUCUUGCACUCUGUUCAGAAUCAUUGACACAAAUUUGGUUGUCAGAAAGUACAAUUAUAACGACAACAACAACAACAUCAGAAGCAAUAAAGUCUUCGAGACCUGGCGAGACAACAAAGACUACAUCAUCGACUUCAACAACAACAACUACCAGUACCACAACCACGAAAAAAAAUGGAAACAAUGGCAAUGGUGGGAAGCCAACAACAACCACUACUACACUUACCUCUAACACAAGCUCUCCAACCAAUACUUCAACAACAACAACAACCAAACAACAUGGAAACGGUGGAAACGGUGGAAAUGGCAACGGUGGAAAUAAUGGAAACGGAGGAAAACCGUAA